UGCUAUUUGAACUCCCAUAUUGCCUGCUAUACGACAGCGAGAAAUUUGCAUCAUGUGUUUCCAGGCAAUCGUGCAGCUCAUACACAGCCUGCGCGGCUGGAGGCUCAAUCUCGUCAUCCUCCUGUCGGUGUUCUGGGCCCUUGGGUUUCUACACCAGCAUCUGUGGAGCCUCGAACGUUCGCUGGCGCUAGUCGAGUAUGGCAGUCCAAGUUCAAGUCCAAGCACAGCCGCCGCUGCCCCCAAGCCAGCCGCACCAGAGUCGUCGGUGGCGCACGAGCCAGAAACCCCGGCCUCGAAUGGGUACUCUAUAAAGCCGAUCGCCUACGUCUUCCCUCAGUUUCAUCCCAUCCCGGAAAAUGACGAGUUCUGGGGCACGAAUUUCACCGAGUGGGUGAGCGUAAAGAAAGUCACACACAACCCACAUGGCCUCGAGACGUUGCGGCCGACGGAAGAGGUGGGAUACUACAACCUGCUAGACUACUCGACCAGGGCACGAUAUGCGAAGCUCAUACGAGACAGCGGAUUCUACGGCAUAGCCUACCACCACUACUGGUUCGGGCGGCCAGUGAUGGCGAAGGUCCUCGAAGCAAUCCUGCACGACGGUCAGCCCGACGUUCCCUUCAUGCUCAACUGGGCCAACGAGGCAUGGACCAAGCGGUGGGACGGCAACGACGGCAGUGGCAUUCUGCUGGCCCAGGAGUACGGCGGCAUCACCGACUGGCGGGUCCACUUCGACUGGAUGGUCCCCUUCUUCCGGCACCCAAACUACAUCCGGUCCGGCGGCAAGGUCCAGAUGAUGGUCUACAAGCCCGAAGCCAUGGGCCACAUGGGCAAGCUCAUGUUCGCGGCCUGGCGCAAGUGGGCCGUCGAGGAGGGCCUCGGCGGCUUGGACGUGAUCGAGACGCGCCUCGAGCCGGACAACCCCAACAGCCGCGGCCCCGCCGAUGCCAUCAAUGAGUUCGGCUUCCGUUCCGGUGGCGGCCAGGACAGCACCUUGUGGGUUGGCACCAACCGCCUCUCCAGGGUGUACCACCGUGGCGCCCGCGUGACCUGGGACAACACGCCGCGUCACGCCACGGACGGUGGCAGCUCGGCCGAUGUGUUUGCUCACCCCUAUUUAUGGAAACUGAGCAUGAUCGAACUGAUGCAGCGCAUAAAGCUGGAGCCAAAUCCCAGGGGGGAAGAGAACUUCCUGUUCGUUAACGCCUUGAACGAGUGGGCCGAGGGGAAUGUCCUCGAGCCGUCUCUGCAGUGGGGGGACAAGUACUCGAGGGCUUUCCGGGAGGCCGUGGACGUGGCGGAGACGUUGCCGUGGGCAGACGACCUGAUCGAGGCCGGCGAAGCCCUCGAGAAGGAAAUCAAGUCAGGCGCAGAAGAGGUUGAUGUCUGCGUGAUCGUGCGGGCGUUCGCAACGAAACUGCGGUGGCAACACCCCUUUGAUCUUCCCAGGAUGCUUCACUCCCUCCGGGCUCAGUCCAACAAGCGGUGGAGAGCCGUGGUCGUCCCGGCAGUAACGAGCGUUGAUAGAAUGGCCCUGAAAAUGCAUGGCUUGGAUACCUUCGACCCGCGCAUCUUCCUGGCCGACAUCCCGGGCGAGGUCCUCGACGAUCCCGGGUCUAACCACCACUCUGACGGCAUGGAUGCCACCGAUUGGGCCAUCGCGAACCUGGACAAGAUCAGUCCCGGGUGCGCCUCUGCAGCGUAUAUGCUUGUGACCACGUCGAGCGGCGCGUACGAGCCCGCCACCUUCGACCUGGCCGUCCGCGGCACCAGCGACAUCAUCGGCUUCAGCUUUACAUCGCCCGAGACCGCGGCCGCGGCCGAAGCCGAAGCCGGAUCCAGGAUAGCCUGGGACCAGCGCUGCGCGCGCCUUGUCGACGACGGCACCACGCCGCUCUGCCGGCUGAUGGGCCCAACGUCGGACUUGCGCGACCUCGGCGCGGCGUUCAUCAACCUCGAGCGGUGGCGCCGCGAGGGCCACAAGCUGGCCGGAUCCCAACCGGACAGCACGGGGUUCCUGCGGCGUCUGGCGGAGCGGCCCGGCGGCGAGGCGUGGAGGUGGAUCACACCGCCGGCAUCAUCGUCGUCGGUGUCAGGGAACAGCAAUGGGGGAUGUGGUGGGCUUGUGCACGGGUGGACGUAUGCGGCGUGCAUCCGAACGGGGCGCUUCUGGCUCGACAUUCCGAACUUUGAGGAGAAUGAGAAGAGGCAUACGGCCGGGUGCCAUAGCUUGAGCAGCAUCACGACCGACUUUGACUGGGAUAUAAAGCGCUGGGAUAUGGAGAGGUUCCACGAGGAUCCCUUCUGUCUGCGCAUGUCACGGGAUCAAUACGAGAAGGCUGUAAAAAAGGUGGAGUGACGGCGCGGGGCGGGAUGUAUGAAGCUGAAGCGUGGUCUCAUAAUUUUGCACGAGGAUGCUACUCAACAGCAUGAUCAUAAUCAUGGAGAAUUCGGACCCUCAAGACAGAAUGUGCACAUGAAGCCUGGACGGUACAAUUGGUG
Molecule: messenger RNA, 2502 nt
Organism: Phialemonium atrogriseum
Lineage: Eukaryota; Fungi; Ascomycota; Sordariomycetes; Cephalothecales; Cephalothecaceae
Product: glycosyltransferase WbsX-domain-containing protein
Exons: 3
Coding region: 53-2359 (768 amino acids)
Source: RefSeq, a predicted model, not a curated record